Molecule: messenger RNA, 726 nt
Organism: Camellia sinensis
Lineage: Eukaryota; Viridiplantae; Streptophyta; Magnoliopsida; Ericales; Theaceae
Source: RefSeq, a predicted model, not a curated record
GUUGUUUUGUGGGUUUGAUGAUAUAUAUUGCAUCUUCUUGGGGAGCUUGAACAACCUCUGCUCACUAAUCAGACAAUAUGGGCUAUCAAAGGGCACCGAUGAGGCCUUGUUUGUCAUUGAAGCUUACCGGACCCUCCGUGACCGCGGCCCAUACCCACCCGACCAGGUUGUGAAGGAUCUGGAAGGAAGCUUUGCCUUUGUUGUCUAUGAUAGCAAAACUGGAACUGUUUUUACUGCUCUGGGUUCUGAUGGUGGAGUUAAGCUGUACUGGGGUAUUGCUGCUGAUGGCUCUGUGGUUAUUUCUGAUGAUUUGGAGGUCAUCAAAGCUGGCUGUGCCAAAUCAUUUGCUCCCUUCCCAAAAGGAUGCAUGUUCCACAGUGGAGGAGGAUUGAUGAGUUUUGAGCAUCCAAUGAACAAGAUGAAAGCAAUGAAGAGGAUUGAUAGUGAAGGGGUUGUGUGUGGUGCCAGCUUCAAGGUGGAUGUCUUCACUAGGGUUAACAGCAUCCCUCGUACUGGAAGUGAGGCCAAUUGGUCUGAAUGGGAGGCUCAUUAAUCUUUUCUAACUAUUUGCUAAGCCAUUAACUGUUGUUGUUGUUGUUGUUUUGGUUGUUGCUGUUGUUGUAGACUGGUAGUAGUUUGUGUUAAGCUUGGCAAUGGGUGUCUCUGAUGUUGUUUAAUUCCAAAAUAAUUUAUACAUAAAUAAAGAGUUUUUUAUGUUUCGAAUGA